AUGGACGAGACAGAAAUGGGGUCGCAGGGGGACGGAUGGCUUGUUAAUUGUUUAUCAGACUACGCUGCUCAAGGCACUGACGUGCACAUGGGCGGCUUCUUCAGCAACGACCCCCACGGCGGCGGAAUACAGGAGCCUAGGUUGCACCAGUUUCACCAGCUCUUUGGAGCUUCCGAUCAGACAAGGCCCCAGAACGUGAGCGAUGCCCAAGGCCAGCAAAUGUGGCCUGCGGGACUGUGGCCGUGCGAUCCUGACCCCGACAGCGGCGUUGGGAAUCCACCGCCGCACUUUGACCUUGGCAGCCAGCUCGGCUUGGGCCCAUACCCCGCUGGGGCGGCGCUCGAUCCCUACAUGGAGCCGUUCUUGGGAGUCGCCGAUCUGAUGAGCCCCCAGCACGUAAACGACCCUCAAAGCCAGCAAAUCGGGCGGUGGCCACUCAACGACACAAACUCCGCCUUCGCGCAGGCCCCACUCGCGGCUCCGACAGAAGGCCCACUGGAGCUGCUCUGCGCUCCUCUCAACGCAGAGGCGCCUGCUGUACCUCCAGGAAGCACAAGGUCCACCCUGUCCCCAACACCGCCGCCAUCCGCUCAAAAGCGCCAUCAGUGUCGUGACUGCGGCAAAGGUUUUUCGAGCAACAAGGAUCUCGUUCGACACUGUCGCUCACAGCAUUCGCCGUACUCAUAUCAGUGCUGGUGCGGCCGCAAGCCGAUAUCGCGCAAGGACAACUAUCAUCGGCACAUGAAGUCGUGCCAUGCGGAAGUCACGGCGCGGAUGAGGUGCGGUCGCUGUGGCGAGGAGACCGAUCAGGUGCCGGUGCACAAAGCUCAUGUUGGGAUUUGUGGUGAUGGGAAGAAGGGAAGGCCAGCAAAGAAGGGGAAAGGUGGUGAUGAUGGCAGCCGAGAGUUCGAAAGGGGGCCAUUGCGAAGGUAGAGUGGUAGGAGGAAUCGUCAGUCUAUGGAAACGCACUAGAAAUGAGCGUUCACCAGCGUGAGGGGUGCGGAGGUUAUAUGUAGGUAGGGAGAGGAAAUAAGAGGUAAGGCAGGCUGGCUAUGAAAAGUAGGUCAGGCUGGCUAUACUUGUAGGAAGAUCAUAUUAAACUUGGUAAGGCUGGCUGUGACAUGUCGAAGACAGAGCCUUCCCACAUGUCCUUGGCGCCCACCAUUUAGUCGCGGUGAGUCUUUAUGGCCGG
This is a messenger RNA of Gaeumannomyces tritici R3-111a-1, 1192 nucleotides long. RefSeq lists its product as hypothetical. NCBI's taxonomy places the organism in Eukaryota, Fungi, Ascomycota, Sordariomycetes, Magnaporthales, Magnaporthaceae. The transcript has 2 exons. Gene Ontology annotation, molecular function: sequence-specific DNA binding; DNA-binding transcription factor activity, RNA polymerase II-specific. Bases 1 to 933 code for a protein of 310 amino acids. The record is from RefSeq and is a predicted model, not a curated record. Gene Ontology annotation, biological process: regulation of transcription by RNA polymerase II. Gene Ontology annotation, cellular component: nucleus.